AUGAUUGUCGCUUCGCAUCUAACGCCACAAAAGAGUAAAGUUGAUCCUGAAGAAAUAUUCGAACGGCAUGAUCAUAUCGGUCGAGGAUCGUUUGGAGAAGUUUAUAAAGGUAUAAAUAAGAAAUCGUCCAACGUGGUAGCCAUCAAGAUAAUCGACUUGGAGAAAGCUGAAGAUGAAAUCGAGGAUAUUCAACAAGAAAUUCAAGUACUUUCCCAGUGUAAUUCGUCAUAUAUCACGAAAUACUUUGGUUCUUAUUUAAAAGGAACAAAACUAUGGAUUGUUAUGGAAUAUCUCGGUGGUGGUUCAGCACUUGAUCUUAUGAAACCAGGCCCAUUUGACGAACAGUAUAUUGCUAUAAUCUUACGAGAAGUCCUCAAAGGCCUCGAAUAUUUACAUUCGGAGAAGAAAAUCCAUCGUGACAUUAAAGCAGCGAAUGUUCUCUUAUCGGAAAACGGCGAUGUUAAACUAGCUGACUUCGGUGUCGCUAAACAAUUAACGGAUUCGAUCAGUAAAGGAAACACAUUCGUUGGAACACCAUUUUGGAUGUCACCAGAAGUGAUCAUGCAACAUAAAUACGAUUAUUCAGCGGAUAUUUGGUCACUUGGUAUAACAGCGAUUGAAUUAGCUAAAGGUGAACCGCCCUACUCUGACCUCCAUCCCAUGAGAGUCCUUUUACAAAUACCAAAGAAUUCACCGCCGCAAUUAGUUGGCAAUUAUUCGAAAUUUUUUCGAGAAUUCGUUGAAGCGUGUUUACAAAAGAAUCCUGAGCAUAGACCAACAGCUCAGCAAUUGCGUCGUUUAAAAUUUGUUUCUCUAAAUAAAUCAACUAGAUUUCUAGUUGAGUUGAUCGAACGAUACAGACGAUGGAAAGAAAGUCAUAAAAAUGGUGGAGGAUCAGAUAGUGAUUCAGGUUCCGAUGACGACAUGCCAAAAGACAAAACAUUUCGAUGGAAAUUUGAUGGUGACGAUACAGUUAGAUUAUCAUCUGGAAAUGGAAUUUAUCCUCCCGCUGAAUCAAUUGAAUUAAAUCCGGUAUUUAAAUCAAUUUUUGAUGAUCUUGCUAUUCGGUUCAAUAUUCCAACAGCACCAGUUAGUAAUAACUCAUCGAAUGGUCUCGCACGUAAUGUUCAAACUGGUGCUGAAUUGUUUCAAAAUCUACGGCGUGUAUUUGAAAAUGCUCAGAUGCGUUAUCCGGGUUUUAGCGAUGACUUUGUUCGUACAAUGCGUGAACACAUAUCCAAAGUCAAUUAUCCACCACCUCCGCCACCGAUGGCAGCGUCGUCUAAUCGAAGUAAUUCAACAGUCGACGACAAUAACAGUCAACUGUUACCUGGUGUUGUCAAACUGAGAAUUUAA
Messenger RNA from Adineta ricciae, 1356 nucleotides. The record is from the annotation of a GenBank genome assembly. NCBI's taxonomy places the organism in Eukaryota, Metazoa, Rotifera, Eurotatoria, Adinetida, Adinetidae.